AUGUCGGCCAAACCACAAUUCUUCUCGCAACCCCUCCGGUACCUACGAUGGGCACACGUCCAAAAGCCCGCGAUCUUCUAUUCGAUACUGGUCGGAUCCAUGGGACCAGUCUUUGCAUUUGCUGCACCACCUAUUCGCGCGAGAUUCGGAGAUUACAAGAGACCGGAAAUACCAUACACAUAUCCAAUUCCUACAACGCCGAGAAAUACGAAUAUCUCAGGCUACGAUGAUUAG
Messenger RNA from Glarea lozoyensis ATCC 20868, 234 nucleotides. RefSeq lists its product as uncharacterized. NCBI's taxonomy places the organism in Eukaryota, Fungi, Ascomycota, Leotiomycetes, Helotiales, Helotiaceae. The coding region runs from base 1 to 234 and encodes 77 amino acids. The record is from RefSeq and is a predicted model, not a curated record. The transcript is spliced from 2 exons.